Molecule: messenger RNA, 2185 nt
Organism: Sceloporus undulatus (fence lizard)
Lineage: Eukaryota; Metazoa; Chordata; Lepidosauria; Squamata; Phrynosomatidae
Gene: SMIM32
Product: small integral membrane protein 32
Exons: 1
Coding region: 1219-1539 (106 amino acids)
Source: RefSeq, a predicted model, not a curated record
UGCAAGUGAAGGGAGGGGCUUGGGAGCCCUGAUGCCCUUCUCCUGGCUCCCUCCUCUGAAGCCCCAGCCUGGCAAACUCUCUCCGGAGCAGAGAUCGGACGAAUUGGCAAGGAGCAGCAGCAGCAGCAGCAAAGCUGUUUUCUGCUUCUUCUUCUUUCUUCCUGGCAGGAGACAAGAGUGAAGAAAGAGAGGAGGCAAAGCAUCCCAAGAGAAGCUGCCAGGUCUCUCUUUGCAGAAGAAGAAGAAGCCCCAGCAGCAGCCCAGAGAGCUUGUCCCUCCUCCGACAGAAGGCUAACUGGAGUGAUUGUCCUCCUCCUCCUCCUUCCCCCCGAGAUCAGGAGCAGCCCCCCUCAUGCUCCAGAGGAGCCACCUUUCCACUGGAAAGCCAGCGCUAUGCCAGAGAAGGCUCUCUUUCUCCUGCUGGACGUGGCUCUUUUGGCCUUGAUCUUGGAGUUUGGGACCUCUCUCUUUGGGAUUCUCGGCUGCAAAGCAAGUGAGGGUCCCCUCUUCCUCUCUCUUGGGGAAAACUAAGUCCUGGGUCCUGGAGGUGCCCCAUCUGCUCUUGCAGAAGUUUUCAAGGCUGUGCCCUGUUCGCCUCUGCAGGGAACCGCUCUGCAGAAGAAGAGGAAGACACCUCCAGGCAGAUGCCCUCCUCACCUCUUGGCUGAGACACACCUGGAGGGAGGGGAGCUCCAGGUGCCUUCCCUGGCUUUCCAAGGAGAUUGUAAGGGGACCAACCUAUUCUGAACCUUUCCCCCCUUCCUGAUAUACAGGUAACCAGUCUACCUGGGGGAGGUGUAGAAGAGCCUCCAAGCAGAUGUCCUCAUCAUCUGUUGGCUGAGACGUACCUGUAGAAGGGUGCCUUCCCUGAGCUUCCAAGGAUACUGUAAGGGGACCAACCUAUUCUCAACCUGUUUUCUCCUUCUCCCCCCCCCCCAAUAUCCAGGUAGCCAGUCUACCUGUGGGAGCUGUAGAAGAAACAGCCAAGUGGAUAUCCUCAUCACCUCUUGAAACAUAUCUGUGUUGGGGCAACUUACAUGUGCCUUCCCUGACCUUCCAAGAAUAUUGUAAAAGGACCAACCUGUUCCCAAUCUUUUCCACCUCCUUUAUAAAAAAAUGUCCUCCUCAUAUACAGAAUGUGUCAGUGUGGUUUGCUCUUAAUUACCUAACACUGGGUCCUUAGGAGCACCAAGGAAGUCAUCUAACCAGGGAAGAACAAUGUAUGGGGAAUUUCUCAACUCCACUGGGGCGACGGACCCCCAUCUGAUCAUCCAGAGCAACACUCCUUAUCUUGGGAGCACCCAAAGACCUGUCAGCUCUUCGGCUUUUUACAUGUCCACUGCCAGAGUGUUAAAAGAAGGUGAGAUAAAUAAGCCAGACCUGGUGACUUAUAUUGUCCUCUUCUUGUUCCUACUCCUGGCUGUGACUAUUAUUGUACUUUUUAUUAACUGCCAGCUGAAAAAUUCUUUUUUCGCCACGCUACCUUAUGACAGAUCACUCCGAGAAGCUAGGAGCCCCUGGAAAACACAAGCUGUCUAGCAGAGCCUAGACAGGGAGAGGGGAAAUGUCCACUAUAACACUUUGUUGGAUGCCAGUACAAGGGUCUCAUGCUCCUGAAUACUUGUGUAAUAGGAGCUUGUUUCUGUGUGCUACUGGGGGAGGCAAGCACUGAGAAAUAAUAGGAUUGUUCAUAAACACCAAAGCUGAAAGAAAUGUGGGAGGGGGUUCUUUAACACUGUACGAAUUUGUAUGACAAUGCAAAGACUUAUUUAACUUAUGUAUAAGAGGGGUGGGAGUAGGGUUGACUGCAAUAGGAUUCACAUAAAAAGAGUUCAUGCUGAUUUGCACAAGUCAAACAUUUGCGCAGUUCACUGGGAUCUCAUGGCACAUGUACCACUACAUUUCAGACUGCAGGGAUCAAAAGUAUAAAAGCAAAUGUGAUUCCUGGUUGUUGUUGUUGUUGUUUUUAAAAAUCCAUUAUUGUAUAGUGGACUUUGUGUUGAGAAAGACAGGUAGUCAACUGCUGGUGACGCUGCUGCCUGGGUGUCUGAAAGAUCUGUUAUUUCUUAAUUAUGUUCUUAACAUUGUUAUGCCAAGGAACCAGGAUUUUUCUCUGCCCCAGCAACCUUUGGUUUUCAUACCACAAUGUAUACAUCACAGUGUGGUGGUAGAAAUUAAAACAGGG